AUGUUAAAAGUUAGCCAUAGGGAAGAGUGUAUAAGAUUUGCCGUGGUGGGGGAGGGCGAUGGUGCGGGCGUGGCCGGAGCAGUGUUGCAGCCCUGCGGCAUGCGCCCCGAAUCAUUAAGUAGCAAUGACGAAGACGACGGAAUGCGGCGCCGGGAUAAGAGUCCACCAUUACGGUCAAAACCGUUGUCGGAAUUCCCUGGGCAGUACUUGAUGGUGUGCGCGUGGUCGACAGUUGAUAAUUAG
Parnassius apollo (apollo) is the source of this 243-nucleotide messenger RNA. NCBI's taxonomy places the organism in Eukaryota, Metazoa, Arthropoda, Insecta, Lepidoptera, Papilionidae. The record is from the annotation of a GenBank genome assembly.